CAUUUCACGCUAGAGUGUUUGAGGCAUUCUUCCGUGCUUAUCCCUACAGCUUCUCAGCCCAAAUGAUGCUGCAUGCAAUUAACAUGCACUAAAAAGAAGGUGCAAAAUGAAAACAUCACGUUCUAAGUGAGCCAAACUUGGAAAUUCCCAGUUUCUACAAUUCUGUGACCCUAAGCACUUAAUAUGACACAUAUUACAUAUGUUCAUGUUGUGCUGAUGCUAAGCUUUUUCCAACAUAAGACAUUGUUUUCCACUGGUUUGGCAAGAAGACAACCAGAUGUAGUGGAUGAACUUCGGCUACAUAAUGAUCUACAGGUUAUCAAGAGAGAGUCACAAGUUAUUCUGUACUGGAACAACAACCUGACAAAAGAAGAGACAGAGAAGUACAGUGUGAAGUAUAUUCUGAGUUACACAUUCUUUGAUACAUCUCAGGAAAGGAAAGAAAGACUACAGGAAAAGAAAAAAAGAAUACGUCUUGAGCUACAUACUGGUUUUAAAGCUAAAGUUAAAACACAAGUUUUUAUGAAAGAAACAGAAGACCUAAUUAAGGAGAGCGGCUGGACAGAAUGUACAUACAGGUCCCCUCCAGUAUAUAUUCAAAAUCUUUCAUGCAUCAUAUAUAAUAUUUCUUUUCUCAAUUGCACCUGGCAUAUUAAAGCAGAAGAUCCUGCAGAUGUCCAGUAUUAUUUUUCAUACAGACACACUGAAAAACAUUUUGAAUGCCAGCAAUAUAUUAAAAAUGCAAGGAAUAAAAAUAUUGGAUGCCACAUGAAAGAAAUAUCUUUCCAACCACUAAAGAAAAUAAUUUUAAACAUAUCUGUAAUAGAUCUAAGAAAUAAUUCAAGAAGAAUGUCUUAUUAUAAAGGUUUUACACCUCAGAAAAUAGAGAAACUGAACCCACCGAUCAACGUCUCUGUUUCCCUUGAAAACAGAAGUAUUAAAAUUCACUGGAAACCCCCGCCUACCAUUGGUUCAAGAGAAAAAAACUGCUUUAAGUAUCAAGUGAAAAUAACAAACAGUAAGAUUGUAAAUGUCACUGAAGAGAAAUAUGAGUAUCCACUUAGGCCAGCAAAAAAAUGUUCAGCACAAGUGAGGGCCAAGAAAGAGGUUUGCAUAACAAACAAGAUUUGGAGUGACUGGAGUGAACCGGUGAUUAUUUGUGAUGAAAAAACUGUGGACAGCGUGCUGCUAAGCCUCACAUUGUUCUGCCUUGUGAUUUUCCUUGGAAGUUUGCUGAUAUGUGCGUGUAGAAGGUAUAGACUCCUGGAAGCUAUAGCCAUGCCCUUUCCGGGUCCUACAGAUAAAGUUGCAACUUGGUUAGCUACAGAUGAGACUCACCACCAGAAGCAAAAUUCAAUGCAGUUGGAGAUGCACUCAGAGAUCAUUCUGAUAAUAUCAGAAGAUAAUGGAGAUGAGGACAUUCAGCGACAUAGACAUUUGAAAGAAUCUGAAGACCUGUAGGAGUGUUAUGCUUUUUUCUUUAUUUUUUUAUCUGCAUGUAAGAGCUAACUUUCUGUUAACUGGAUUCCCUGUGAUCCAAGAAAGGCUGAUACUGGAGUUUGUCUGAUCCAAAUACUUUGAAAUAUUUUGAGUUCUGACAUUGUGCAACUCUUAAAAUGAGAAUCAAGAAGGCAUAGUAUAUUGCAGUUUGUCUCUAACUGCUACUGAUCUUCAGCCCAGUAAAAGCAUUUCAGGUCAGACAAUAUGAUUGAAUAAUUGAAUCCACCCAGGUCAAGAUGGAACUAGAGUUUGUGCUGCAUUAGCUUCCAAAUAAUGUCCAAUAGAUCAACACCUUCGUAGACUGGCUUUUUAUACAAAUACCAUACUUCCUAUUCAAUAUCUGAUUGAAGAAAUAAGAAGUGAUGGAAGAAAGAAACAUUUCUGGGAACUGCAGCAGAAGCUCACAAUGAUUCUCUAGAGCUUCAAAAAAUAUCAUACAUUGUGUAAGUAGAUAUUAACUAGAAAGAGUUAUGCAUGAAGACAUAGUCUUUUAAUGUGAUAGACCUAUCCUUUUGCAUUUAGCAAAGGGAGAAAACCUUAAACAAGGUAAAAAAGAAAUGUUUUUAACCUAUUGUAAUUGUUUAAAAAACUGAGAGAAGGUACAGCUCUGAACUGAACAACUACUGCUAUUUAAUUUUCCCUAUCUUUGCGAAGAAAUCUUCCUCUCUAUUUCUAUGAAAUAGCAAUCCGCACAAGCUCAUGCAAAUUCAUGCACAGGGUAGAAGAGAUGACCCAGUGAACUACUGACCUGUUAGCCUCAUCUCUGUGACAGGGAAGAUCAUGGAACAGAUCCUGUUGGAACCUAUGCUAAGGCAUGUGGAAGAGAGGGAGGUGAGAUGAGGACAACCAGCAUGGCUUCCCCAAGGGCAAGUCCUGCCUGGCUAAACUAGUUACCUUCUACGUAGAUGUAUCUGCAUCGGUGGACAAGGAAAAAGCCACUGAUGUCAUCUAUCUGGACUUUAGUAAGGCCUUGAACAUGGUCCGCCAUACCAUCCUUCUCGCCAGACUGGAAAUAUAUGGAUUUGGACUGUUGAUGGACAAGAAACUGGUUGCAAGACCAUACUCAGAGAGCAGUGGUCAAUGGCUCAAUGUAUGAAUGGAGAUUUGUGACAAGUGGUGUCUCUUGGGGGUCAGUACUGGGACCAAUGCUCUUUAGUACCUUUAUUGACAAUACUGAUAAUGGGAUCAAGUGCACCCUCAGCAAGUUUACAGAUGACACCAAGCUGUGUGGAGAAGUCUACACUCCUGAGGGAUGGGAUGCCACCCAGAAACCUAGACAGGCUUGAGCAGUGGUCCCAGAUGCACUUCAUAAGGUUCAAUAAAUUCCAGUGCAAAGUCUUGCACCUGCAUCGUGGCAACCCCUGCUGUCAGUACAGUCUGGGAGAUGUAAGGAUGGAGCACAGCCCUGCUUGGGGGUACUGGUGGAUGGCAAGCUGGACAUGAACCAGCAAUAUGGCAACCAUAUCCUGGGCUGCAACAAAAGAAGCAUGGCCAGCAGGUCAAGGGAGGUGAUCCUGCCCCUCUGCUCUGUGCUGGUGAGGCCUCACCUGGAGUACUGUGUUCAUAUAUGGAGUCUUCCAUACAGGAGAAAUGUGGACCUGUUAGAGCACGUCCAGAGAAGGGCCACAGAAAUGAUCCAAAGGAUGGAACACCACUACAAGGACAAGCUGAGAGAGUU
This is a messenger RNA of Numida meleagris (helmeted guineafowl), 3178 nucleotides long. Its product is annotated as interleukin-5 receptor subunit alpha-like. The transcript has 11 exons. NCBI's taxonomy places the organism in Eukaryota, Metazoa, Chordata, Aves, Galliformes, Numididae. Gene Ontology annotation, cellular component: external side of plasma membrane. The record is from RefSeq and is a predicted model, not a curated record. Gene Ontology annotation, molecular function: cytokine receptor activity; protein binding. Gene Ontology annotation, biological process: cytokine-mediated signaling pathway. Bases 184 to 1461 code for a protein of 425 amino acids.